Molecule: messenger RNA, 3201 nt
Organism: Elephantulus edwardii (Cape elephant shrew)
Lineage: Eukaryota; Metazoa; Chordata; Mammalia; Macroscelidea; Macroscelididae
Gene: NLRC3
Product: NLR family, CARD domain containing 3
Exons: 18
Coding region: 43-3201 (1052 amino acids)
Biological process (GO): negative regulation of canonical NF-kappaB signal transduction
Cellular component (GO): cytosol
Molecular function (GO): protein binding
Source: RefSeq, a predicted model, not a curated record
CUGCCUUAGAUUACGCAUCUCCUGGCAAAGGCUGUGGACUGCAUGCAGAAACAAGAAGUACGGGCAGGCGGGGAGGCCAGCCCCGGACAUGGUGGCGGCUCCCCAGCUGAGCAGGUGAAAGCUCUUGUGGACCUGCUGGCAGGAAAGGGCAGUCAAGGCACUCAGGCCCCUCAGAUCUUCGACAGGUCGCCUGAUCUCCCACUGGAACCGCAUGGCAAUGAUGCGAGAAUCCAGAGACACCGGGAGGCCCUUUUGAGCAGGCUGGGGCUCAGCGUGGUGCUCGGGGAGCCUCCAGCGAGGCUGACCAGCCUCCUGCUUGUGGAUGGCCUGACGGACCUGCAGCUGCGGGAGCACGACUUCACGCAGGUGGAGGUGACUCGCGGGGCCAUCCGGGCCGCCAGGACUAUCAGCCUGGACAGGCUCUUCCUGCCCCUCUCGCAGGUGUCCAUCCCGCCCCGCAUCUCCAUCACCAUUGGGGUGGCUGGCGUAGGCAAGACCACCCUAGUGAGGCACUUUGUUCACCUCUGGGCCCGCGGGCAGCUUGCCAAGGAGUUUUCUAUGGUGCUUCCGCUCACCUUCCGGGAGCUCAAUGCCCAUGAAAGGCUGUCGGCCCACAAGCUCGCCUGCUUCGCCUGCCCGCACCUCGGGGAGCCUGGCCUGGCAGCGAUGGCCUUGGCUGGGGCCCUCCUGGUCCUGGACGGUCUGGAGGAGUGUAAGGCACCUCUGGACUUCAACACUGCGGCCUGCACAGACCCCCGGAAGGAAAUCCAGCUGGACAGCCUCAUCACCAACAUCAUCCGUGGCAACCUCUUUCCAGAAGUUUCCGUCUGGGUCACCUCCCGCCCGGGCGCAGCCAGCCAGAUCCCAGUGGGCCUGGUGGACAGGAUGACAGAGAUCCGGGGCUUUAACCAGGAGGAGGUGCAGGCGUGUCUGGAGCACAUGUUCCCAGAGGACCAGAGGCUCGUGGACUGGGCGCUGGCCCAGGUUCGGGCCCACAGCGCUCUCUACCUGAUGUGCACUGUGCCCGCCUUCUGCCAGCUCUCGGGGUUGGUGCUUGCACACCUGUACCGCCACCAGCUGCCGCCCCCAAGGACGCUGAGCGAAAUCUACUCCUGGUACUUCAGAAUGGCGCUGGGCGGGGAGGCCCAGGGCAAGGCCAGCCCCCGCAUCGAGCAGGGGUCCCGGCGCCUGGCAGGGACGCUGGGCCGGCUGGCCUUCCACGGGCUGGUCAGGAGGAAGCAUGUGUUCUACGAGCAGGACCUCAAGGCCUUCGGGGUGGAGCCGGGCUUGCUGCAGAUGGCGCUGGGCGGCCGCCUCCUGCAGCAGGAGGAGACGCGGGGCUGCCCAGCAGCCUACUGCUUCCCCCACCUGUCCCUGCAGGAGUUUGUGGCUGCCAGCUAUUACUAUGGCGCGUCCAGGAGGGCCAUCUUUGACCUGUUCCCGGACAGUGGUGUGUCCUGGCCCCGGCCCGGCUUCCUCUCACACUUCCGGGGCGCUGUGCAGCGGGCCAUUCAAGCCGAGGAUGGCCGGCUGGAUGUGUUUUUGCGCUUCCUCUCUGGCCUCCUGUCUCCGGGGGUCAAUGCCCUGCUGGCUGGCUCCCUGGUGGCCGCAGGCGAACACCACGGCUGCCGGGCACAGGUGGCUGGGCUCCUCCAGGGCUGCUUGGCUCCUGAAGUGGUGGUCAGCCCGCGGGCCGUUAACCUGGUACGCUGCCUGCAGGAGCUGCAGCACACGGAGCUGGCCUGCGGUGUGGAGCAGGCCCUGCAGCACGGAGGCCUGUCCAGGCUGAGCAGGCCCGCACACUGCGCCGCCCUGGCCUACCUGCUGCAGGUGUCACCUGCCUGCGCCCAGGAGGCCGAUCUGUCCCUCUGCCUCAGCCAGGCUGUCCUCCGGAGCCUGCUGCCCCAAUUGCUCUACUGCCAGAGCCUCAGGCUGGACACCAACCAGUUCCCAGAUUCUGUGAUGGAGAUGCUGGGCAGUGUGCUGAGUGGGAAGGACUGUCGAAUUCAGAAGAUCAGCUUGGCUGAGAACCAAAUUAGCAACAAAGGAGCCAAAGCUCUGGCCAGAUCCCUCUUGGUCAACAGAAGUCUGACUGCACUGGAUCUUCGCAGUAACUCCAUUGGGCCUCAAGGUGCCAAAGCCCUGGCUGAUGCUCUGAAGAUUAACCGAACUCUGGCUUCUUUGAGCCUCCAAAGCAACAGGAUCAAGGAUGAUGGUGCUAAGUCCAUGGCUGAGGCCUUGACCAACAGCCGGACCCUCUGCAUGCUGCACUUGCAGAAGAAUACCAUUGGGGUCAUGGGAGCACAAUGCAUAGCAGAUGCCCUAAAGCAGAACAGGAGUCUGAAGACGCUCAUAUUGUCCAGUAACAGCAUUGGUGAUGGAGGCACCAAGGCCUUGGCUGAGGCCCUGAAGGUGAAUCAGGGCCUGGAGAUCCUGGACCUGCAGAGCAAUUCCAUCAGUGACUUGGGAGUGGCAGCGCUGAUGACUGCCCUCUGCUGCAACGAGACCCUGCUCAGCCUCAGCCUCCGAGAAAAUUCCAUCAGUCCAGAUGGAGCCCAGGCCCUGGCCCGUGCCCUCCGCACUAACGGAGCCCUGAAGAGUCUAGACCUGACAGCCAACCUUCUCCAUGACCAGGGUGUCCAGGCUAUUGCCAGAGCUGUGAAAGAAAACCACACCCUCAUGUCCCUUCACCUGCAGUGGAACUUCCUCCAGGCUGGUGCUGCUGAGGCCCUGGGACAAGCACUCCAGUUCAACAGGAGCCUGACCAGCUUAGAUUUACAGGAGAACAGCAUUGGAGAUGAGGGGGCCUCCGCGGUAGCCAGUGCCCUGAGGAUAAACACGGCCCUGACUGCCCUCUACCUCCAGGCGGCCUCUAUCAGCACCCUGGGGGCCCAGGCCCUGGCAGAGGCCCUAGUGGUGAACAGAACCUUGGAAAUUCUUGACUUACGAGGGAAUGCCAUCGGAGCAUUUGGAGCCAAAGCUCUGGCCAACGCACUGAAGGUCAACUCCAGUCUCCGGAGCCUCAACCUUCAGGAGAACUCCCUGGGGAUGGACGGGGUGAUAUGCGUGGCCACCGCACUGUCUGGAAACCAUGGGCUCCAGUACAUCAAUCUGCAGGACAAUCACGUCGGGGACUCUGUGGCCAGGAUGAUCAGAGAAACCAUCAGGACGCAUGCCCCCAGGUGCACUGUGGAAAUGUGA